UGUGAUGCAGAUAUUCUAGGAAACACAGUGUGUAGCAGCCACAGCCAUCCUCCACCUAUUGCCAUCAUGUCACUUCUGGCAAUGUUUCUGGUGUGUUUCCGUCCUUGCUCUCUAUGUGUCUCUAUAAACGAGCUGAACCCAAGAAUCCCACAUCAGGCACAGCAAGAGGCACCUGCAGCAGUCUAGCCUGACUCCUACAAUUUAUCUACUCCUACAAUUUAUCUCCACCCAACAGGAGCAUGAAGACCUCCACAGCUGCCCUUGCUGUACUUCUUGUGGCUGUCCUCUGCUAUCAGGUCUCCUCUUCUCCAAGGGGUGUCAACGUUCCUGGUUCCUGCUGCCUCCACUAUGCAACCAAAGCAGUUCCCGCCAGCCGUGUGGUGACAUAUGAGCACACGGGCAGCUCCUGCGACCUGCCAGCCGUGAUAUUUACCACAGGCCUAGGCAAGAGGGUCUGUGGCAACCCUGAUGAUAAGUGGGUCCAGGACAUCCUGAAUCACCGCGACAAUGCAGGCAGUGGAUAAGCAACACCCUGCUCCCUCCAAGCAUCACCUCUGCGAGGACCUACUCUCACGGGCACCUCUGAGACACAUCCCGGUUUUCUUAUUACUCGUAAAUUUGGCAGACUAUUUAAUACAGUGUUCAGCUCUUUUAUUUAAGUUUAUGCAAAGGCAAUUUUAAUUUAUUUGGCAUUUUCUGUGGAACUUUUCAUUCUAAUGUACUGACUGUGUUGAAGCUAUUUUUGUAUAAUAAAAUGGAGCAAAACCUCCA
This is a messenger RNA of Strigops habroptila (Kakapo), 771 nucleotides long. RefSeq names its product C-C motif chemokine 4 homolog. The coding region runs from base 240 to 524 and encodes 94 amino acids. The transcript has 4 exons. Gene Ontology annotation, molecular function: chemokine activity; CCR chemokine receptor binding. Gene Ontology annotation, cellular component: extracellular region. Gene Ontology annotation, biological process: lymphocyte chemotaxis; positive regulation of ERK1 and ERK2 cascade; cellular response to type II interferon. The record is from RefSeq and is a predicted model, not a curated record. NCBI's taxonomy places the organism in Eukaryota, Metazoa, Chordata, Aves, Psittaciformes, Psittacidae.